CCGGGGGGCAGCUCAUUCCACCGGGGGGCAGCUCAUUCCACCGGGGGGCAGCUCAUUCCACCGGGGGGCAGCUCAUUCCACCGGGGGGCAGCUCAUUCCACCGGGGGGCAGCUCAUUCCACCGGGGGGCAGCUCAUUCCACCGGGGGGCAGCUCAUUCCACCGGGGGGCAGCUCAUUCCACCGGGGGGCAGCUCAUUCCACCGGGGGGCAGCUCAUUCCACCGGGGGGCAGCUCAUUCCACCGGGGGGCAGCUCAUUCCACCGGGGGGCAGCUCAUUCCACCGGGGGGCAGCUCAUUCCACCGGGGGGCAGCUCAUUCCACCGGGGGGCAGCUCAUUCCACC
This is a messenger RNA of Volvox carteri f. nagariensis, 342 nucleotides long. RefSeq lists its product as uncharacterized. The record is from RefSeq and is a predicted model, not a curated record. The transcript has a single exon. The annotation marks the transcript as partial. NCBI's taxonomy places the organism in Eukaryota, Viridiplantae, Chlorophyta, Chlorophyceae, Chlamydomonadales, Volvocaceae.